AUGGCAACCAAGAAGGCUCAGAAGGCCCUACCAGCAAAGCCAACGAAAGGCAAAGCACCCAUCAAGAAGAGCCCUCCACAAACAACGGCCCACAAAGCCCCGAAGAGACGGCGAGCUGCCUCACCCAAACCCAAAGAGCCAAUUCCGAUAUGGGACGUGGGUCUCAGUUCCCAAGCUGCCCGCGAGCGAAAGCGAUUCAGGCUCUCCCGUACAUCCCUUCACGACGACCUCGAUGAGGAUCACAUCGCCCAGCAAGCCAGCCUACUAAUGGGCGAGAGCAAAAACAGUUGGGGUGUGCCAGAGCGGAGCCCAAUCGAGGCUUCGAGACGUCCACGGCAGAAGGGCCGAAGCAUCAGGAGAUUGCGAGGCGGCGGGGUGGCAGAUGCCGAGACGGCGUACCUGGCCAUGUUUGAGGACAUGCAAGCCGAGCGAGCUCCCCCCCGCCGACCGAACUGCCCGUCGCGCUCUCCGAUACUCCGAAUCCCACUCGAGGUUCGGGAGGAGAUCUACGCAUACCUGCUCAUCUAUCCCUCGCCCAUCCAGGUGAUGGCUGACUGGACGACGUUGGAGCGCAACCCCUCCGCCUCCGCCGUCGACCACUCCCUGCUGUUGGUAUCCAGGCAGUUCGGGGCCGAAGCCACCAGCUUCAUCUACCGCAAUAACACCUUCCAAUCACUCAUCCGCAAGCCCGCGACUGCCGUCCUCCCUCGCUUCGGCACGCCCAUGACACUUCCCACCAGCUUCCACUCUCUCCUCCGGAAGAUCGAGAUCGAUUGUACAAAGGCCUGCUGGGACAUGGCGUGGCACGAGAGAGCAGCGAAGGGACUGGAUCGUCUCGUCACGGCAGGGGCGGUGAUCAACACCAUGACUGUGAUGCUCGUUCCCCAACGCGUCGGCAUGUCGAGCACCGCGCUCGAAGACGAAGCCAGCCCCGUGACGUUCGCGGACUUCUUGUGGUACCCUGGCCCCUUCAUGAGAGCAGUCUGCAGACUGGCGCCCAAGAAGUUGGUCGUCGUGGUCAAGAAGACUAGCAAGAAGAGAUUGGGAAUGGAGCUCGAUCUGACCUAUCUUCGCGUCGGCACCGUGGAGGAUAAUCUCAUGGCCAAUGAGGAAACGCUCAAAAUCAGGAAGGCUAGGUCAGGUACCUUGAAGAAGGAGUUGGUGGGAUUCAAGGAUCGCUUCGAGGAGAUAUUUGAGGAUGAUGAGUGCGCCGUUCGCGAAGGGAAGUGCUGGUUGAUAUCUACUGGCAACGGGGGAAUAAUGGGUGGCGGUACUCUGUAG
Molecule: messenger RNA, 1281 nt
Organism: Drepanopeziza brunnea f. sp. 'multigermtubi' MB_m1
Lineage: Eukaryota; Fungi; Ascomycota; Leotiomycetes; Helotiales; Drepanopezizaceae
Source: RefSeq, a predicted model, not a curated record